AUCGCCGGCCUGAAAGUAAUCGGGUUUUCAUACAUAAAAAAAAUUAAUAUCAAAUCUAUAUAUUUUGUACGCUCACAAUGAACAUGAGGAGGAUUGCCAAGCGCUCUAUUUGGCUGGAAUGUCUUCGGGAAAAUGCCACCAAUAUGCGUCUGGAGCACGAGGAUCUGGGACGUCGCAUUGCCGUUUCUCUGGCGAGUUCCCAGAAAGCUCUGCUUGAUAUCGAAAACUUGAAUCAGGAUCUCUUGAAAAUGAAGGACACAAUCCAGAACGCCAUUACCGAUAUUAUGUGCUACGAGAAGAAGUCCUGUGAAUUGCUCCUGGAAAUUUUGAUUAGAAUAGUCGAAAGCAACGAUUUGGAUGCCCAACUAAAUCCCAAAAUGGUCUCUAACAUGUUUCUCGAGUUGGAUUCGAGUUCGGACAAGCCAGUAGAUCCGAGUUCCGACAAGCCAGUAGAUCUAAAUGAUCAGCAACAUCCUGAAGAUGUUCCAGCCUCUUCAGAUAAGAACAGUACUGAGGACCAGCUACCAUGCAAAUUGGAUACUACUUCGCUCCAAUUGGAUUAGUACCAAAUUAAUUGAAGGCAUUGUCAAUUCCACCUCCCACAUUUAUAUGGUGUAACAAGGCGGUCAGCGCUACAAAUGUUUUAUAUUUUUUAUCGAUUCAAUUAAAUUUGCAUGGUGAAUUAACAAAACAA
Molecule: messenger RNA, 694 nt
Organism: Drosophila yakuba
Lineage: Eukaryota; Metazoa; Arthropoda; Insecta; Diptera; Drosophilidae
Exons: 1
Coding region: 78-563 (161 amino acids)
Source: RefSeq, a predicted model, not a curated record